This is a messenger RNA of Tetrapisispora phaffii CBS 4417, 5085 nucleotides long. RefSeq names its product Hir3p (gene HIR3). Gene Ontology annotation, biological process: chromatin organization. NCBI's taxonomy places the organism in Eukaryota, Fungi, Ascomycota, Saccharomycetes, Saccharomycetales, Saccharomycetaceae. Gene Ontology annotation, molecular function: nucleosome binding. The coding region runs from base 1 to 5085 and encodes 1694 amino acids. The record is from RefSeq and is a predicted model, not a curated record. The transcript has a single exon. Gene Ontology annotation, cellular component: nucleus; HIR complex.
AUGUCUAAAUUUAAUGCUUUGAAUCAGGACCUUCACGAUGAAGAAUUUGAAGUUGAUGGUCAUUCACGAGAACUACAAGUGGAAGAAGGGUUUAAGACGUUUCAGACUGCUCUGCAGUUUUUAAGAAAUAAAAAAUAUGAUGAUGCUUCCGAUAAAUUUGAUGAACUAUUUCAAAUGGCAAUUUUAAAGGCUGAUAAAUGGGGCUUGUAUCAGUUCUCAUCACCAACUUUAGAUAGUCUCCGUUAUCUGGCGUUUAGGAACCGUGGAAUGUUUUAUUAUUCAUAUUUAAUCGAUGAAUAUGCAUCAAUGGAAACUGAUGAAAUUGUUAAUUACAUACUGAAAGUGGUAGAAGAUUUAUUGGAGUCAAUGCAACAUAGUUAUGCUGAUAGUUCAGUCACUGAGUUAUUAUUAAUGAUAUUUAGAAGUUUUAGAAGCCGUAAAUUAGAGCGAUUAAUUAUUGAAUAUGAACUGAAGAAACCAGAUAAUCAAUUCCUAACAUUGGAGCGUUUAAAUAAAAAUAAAAUCCUUCCAAAAUUGAAGAAUGUACUGGAUAGAUAUACAAUACUACUAAAUAAUUUGCAUGAUACGAAAACAAUUGAAACCUCAACGAUAAUAAAGGACAAUAACAUAAAUCUAAGCAGCACAUCUGAAUUCAAUAUAGUUUUGAACAAGAUUAAUCAGAUGAAAACCCAAGAUGAUAAAGAAAUGAAGAAAUUGGAUAGAUUUGAAGUUAAUAUUAAAAAUAUGAGUUGGGACGAUAUUUUAGGAUCAUUCAAAAGUCUAGUAGUGCAUAUGAAGUCAACUAAUAUGUUGCUAAGAGAUUAUGAUACCUAUGCAGAAACAGAAUACCCAAUUGAAGCAAUUAAAUUUAAUUUAUCUGACAAGGCGCUAAUAAACUCUGAUACUUCUCUAACAAUGCAAAAGAAUGAUGUUUCUGAUGAAAAGGAAGAAAUUGCUUCCAUAAACGCUACAAAUAAAAGUGAACCGGAUUCCUCUCUUAUACCAGAGACAAAGGAUAAUGAUAAUAUCGAUUUUGAAAUCGAGGGAACCAAUAAAAAUAAUGACAGUGUUAAGAAUGAUAAAAAUGAUAAAAAUGAUGAUAUUGACUCAGAUUCUAAUAUUUCAACAGAUGCAGAUAGGCAUAAGAAAAAAAGACAAUCAACUUCUGUAGAAGAUUUAUCAAGGCCAGCACAGAGAGUUAGUAAAAGAGUUAAAAAUGAACAUGUGGUUGAUGAGAAAAAAGUAUUCGAGUUACAUCAAAUCUUUAUAAAUGACUUUUUUUCUUCAUGUUCUAUGAUAAAUAUGGAGUCAUGCUUUAAUAAAGAAGGAUUAGAAUCCAUAAUUCAAGAUGGUAUUUUGCAAUCAAAUAAAACUUAUUACGUCGAUUUUUUUAAUUGUUUAAAAAAUUGGAAUUCAAAGCAUGCUGAUAUUUUUAUUCAAAAUGCACAAGUCCCAUCAAAAAGUAAGAUAGGUGAAUCUAAUACAACGUCACAAUCGCCUGAAUUAACUUCCUUAUUAAAAUACAAUGGAAGUAAUGAAUAUGGAGAAAAGCAAAAUUAUCCUGAAAGAUUAGAAGAUGCUGACCCUUCAAUUCUCGAGAACUUUAUUGGGAAUAUAAAUAGAGGGAAAAUGCACUUCCAAGAAGUUCGUUUUAAAAUUAUUGAUGCACUUUUAUCAAAAAAAAAUGAACAAGAAAGAAUUAUUAUAUCACAUCUAUGGUCUAAAAGUUUAUAUCAAAAUCUCGAAUGGCUUUUAUCCUCAGUUGAAAGUAGUAUGUUUGAAUUCGUCAAAACUUCUUUCAACGAAAAUAAAUAUUUAAUCCUUUCAAUCAUUGAAGUUUUAAUAAAUAUGUCGGGUUCAAUUAAUGACGAAAUCAAUCAUAAGACACUACAAGGUACUAAAGUUAACGAAUUAAAGGUUAAUAAGUAUAAACUUCAGGCAAAAAUUAAUAAAUGGAUUCAAUUAGCAGAAAAUAUUGAUUACACUGAUGACAUACUAUGGAAUGUCGAAUUUUUAUGGUCAAAAUUUUGUUUUUUCCAAUUUUGUGAAGACUUCUCGAAUAAAGAUAUGAUUAACUUAUGUACAAAAAUAGAAAAACAAUUGUCGAACUAUGAUAAGAAACUCUACAUAGUAUACCCAAAUUAUAAUUACAUAUCAUGUCUUAGCCGUGAUUUUGUUAAAUCUAAUAUUAAGAAAAUAAGCAUUAUCGACAAGUUAACCAUUAUCGAUUCUUAUAGUGACAAUUUUAACACUGAAACUGAGUUUAAACAUGAUGGGAAUAUGUUACAGUUAGAAAAGGUUUUAUUAAGGGUUGAUGGUGAGCAAGCAAGGGACAAUGAUGAUAAAGAGAUCAUAUCAUUUAUUGAUCAAUCUCCAUUUGUUGUUCAGAUUAAUUUAUGGAAAGUAUUAUUUAACUAUUAUAUUGAUGUUGAAGAUAUACAAAAAUCAAUUAAAAUUUAUUUUUGUAUUCUUCAGUUGCUAUUCAAAAAGCUUGAUUCUACUGAGUAUGUGGAUCAUAUGGAGCAAAAUCGCCAUCAGAUGUUACUAUUAUACAUAUCUGAUAUUGAUUAUUUCACUACCAAGGUUGUCAAUAUUCUUUCAACGAAUGCAUGGUCGGAUAUAGGAUAUGAACCAUCAGCAACAGAUUUUAAAGGUAUUUUUGAAAUAUUUUCCAUUUUCUAUUUGGUUUUCUAUUUUGAAACAUCUUCAAAAGUGGAUAGUAGCUUAAAAUCGUUUUUUCAGAGAGCACAUAAGUCAGCGGGAAAAAUGAAAGAUUCGAUAGCUGCAUUAUCGACUUUAAUUUUGUACUUUUUCAAUUCUUCUUGUAUUAAAAUGGUAUCACAUGAAGAAGCUGCUCCAAUAAUAACAAAAAUUGUCUGGAACAUUCAUUCUCUGCUAGGGGAGUUUAAAUCUUGUGAUGCAGCAAGCGGAAACUUUCUAAGAUUUACUGAGAACUUACUUUGUCGAUUCAUUAAUGAUGAUACUUAUUUACAAUUGCUCCAAACGUUGUGGUGUCAUUAUCAUUAUUCUUUAAGCAGUGAUUCUGUAUCCUUUGAAUAUCAUACAACACAGCCGGUUCCAAUAGACAAGGUUAACUCACUACCUUUGGGUACAUAUUUAAUAAAAUUACAAUACUCUGGAAGGAAUCCAUUAUUGGUCAAUAGCAACAAAUCAACGUUGAAACAAGUGCUUGAUAAUAUAAUUAAUACGUUGGAGGACCCUUGCGAUUCUCCAAAUUUCUUCAUCGAAAAUAAUAAAUAUAAAUUGGAUGAAUACCUGUCGCUACCGUUAACAACAGAUUAUUUGAAGAAGUCAUUCAACGGACUUUGCAGCUUACGAUUUUCAUCCCCAAAUGAUGAAUUUCAAGAGGCCAUUGAGAUUGGAUUAUAUUACAUUGCCAGUGUCCAGGCUCUGAAUUUAUACAAACUCCGUAAAAAAUCUAUGCAAGCUCGUCCUUCCGAAUUAGACUCUAUCAUAAAUAUGAUUAAGAUUGAUAUUAUUUAUAACUUCAACAGAUACGAGAGCUGGUACUUAUUAGGUUUAUGUUUUUCAUAUAUUGUCGAAGAUGAUUUAAUGUGGACUUCAGAUAAAUUAAAUGUACCAGAAAAAAAAAAUACAAUAGCUUCAAAUCAAAGGAAAGCAAUUUUAUGUUACUUAAUGUCUAUAAAUGUGUUUUAUCAGAAAAAUGAGGUUGAUAGAGAUGAUAAGAAGGUCAUGAUAAAAGUUUUGGAAGCUUUGGGCAUGGAACUUAUAAUUGGUUUAUAUAAACCUAUGGAUAUGGAAUGCUUCCAAUUCCAAAGAGCACAUAAAUAUUUACAACUUGGUGACGAUGGGGAACUUGCAGAAAAAAUGAUUGUAGAAAUCAAUAGCAUUUCAAGUUUUAACAUCGAACAAGCUGCUUUAUUGUGCUUUAAUAGAUCUAACAAAUUUAGAGAAGCUUUAGUUUCGUCUAAGGACUCUAAGGAAAGAUGGCAGAAUUAUUAUUAUAUUAGUAGACUUUUAUUCAAAAAAGGAAGGCUUACAAUGUUGCACGAUAUUGAGAAAGUUAUUUUGAGAGCUUGUAAGUUAGCUAUGGAUGUCUCGACGCCAAAAGAUUUGAUAGUUGAACCACAUUAUUAUUUAUUAGUUAUGUGUUACAAAUGGGUAAAAUUGAAUGUUUUGAGCCCAUAUAAUGCUCUACAAAUUUUAAGUAAGGAUAUUGGAUUUUUUGAUGUUGAUAAUGACUUUUGGGACAUUGAUAAUAGUAUUUCUAUUGAUUACCAAAAGAAAUCAUUUUAUAAGAAAUCCAUAGAAUUUCUUAGAAUUAUUCAACAAUCAGAUAAACGUAAAUGGCAUCAUCGCCCAACUUAUAGAAUUUCAAAAAUUUUGUUUGAGGAUUUUGGUGAUCUUAAUGGCGCUAUUAAGGAAAUUGAGACAAUGAUGUCUCUCAAGACAAUGAACAAAAAUCUGAUCAAUAUUUGGAAACCUGAUUUUGAAAGACCCGGGAAACAUUUUGUUUAUACUUACCAGUAUAUUACGUUUUAUAUUGAUCUGCUCUUUAUCAAGAAAGAUCAUAUAUCGAUUGGUUUGAUAGCAAAAAAAAUUAGACGAUUUAGCUCUGGUAUGGCAUAUUCUUCCGAGGUGAUCAAAAAGUCAGUAACUACCUAUAUAAGAUGUGUUGCUACAUCUCUUCAUCUUGAUGAAAAAUAUUAUUCUGAGCAAUUUUUACCAAAUUUAAAUUAUCAGGAAUUUAUUGAUAUUAGUAAAGAGGUUCUUCAAGAUUUUGACCCAGAAAAGUAUUCUGCUGAUAUUUUAGAAUCGUUGCAAAUAGCGUAUCAAUUAAAGAGAGGUAACAAUGGUAUUGCAUUUGAUGGAACAUGUUUAUCGAUUUAUUUUAAGUAUUUCUAUCUUCCUUAUCUGGAAGCCCAUCCGAGAACCAAGACUUCUACAGAAAGUCAAAUCGUGCAAUUUGUGUCCCACGAAACUGUAAAAAUUCCUUCAGCAAGUGCAACUUCAAUACAACCUAAACAGAACAAUAGCAGAAAACGUGUAAGUAAAAAAGAUGCUUUCGAAACAAUAAGAACUAUGACUGAAAAAAUACAUUAG